Molecule: messenger RNA, 3268 nt
Organism: Vespula pensylvanica (western yellowjacket)
Lineage: Eukaryota; Metazoa; Arthropoda; Insecta; Hymenoptera; Vespidae
Product: inward rectifier potassium channel 2-like
Exons: 10
Coding region: 914-3034 (706 amino acids)
Biological process (GO): potassium ion import across plasma membrane; regulation of monoatomic ion transmembrane transport
Cellular component (GO): plasma membrane
Molecular function (GO): inward rectifier potassium channel activity
Source: RefSeq, a predicted model, not a curated record
AUAUAUAUAUAUAGUUUUUUCUUCUUUUUUUUCAUUCCAUUCUUAACUACGUUUAACAAGUUUGAAGCAGAAGACAAAUUUUCGAAGAUAACUUUUCUUUCCAUGUUAUUUGUUUUGAUUAACCUAUUCAAACCGAACCUUUCCAAAUCGUCGUUUAUUUUUGGAACUGUAACAAUUACGAUCGAUAUUCGAAGGAUUAAACGUCUCAAGUUAAUUCGCGAUUCGGUAAAUCGAAAUAAUUUAUUUAACAUGAUCGUAUUAGAUUGAACGAUAUUUAUCCGAUAAAAUUUAUACUUGAACAAAAUAUCGUUUUAAAACGAUCCGCAUUUCGAUUCAACUCGAUCAGGAAGCAAUAAAGGAAGAUGUUAAAUGAGAAUAGAAAAAUCGAUAGAACGGUUUUAAACGAUCGUUUUCGACGACAGAUGCGAUCACUGUUCCUAUUAAAAAUCUUGCAAGGUUGUUCGGUUAAAUUUUUGAUCGAAUAAGGAAAAAAGAAGAACAAAGCGAAAGGAAGAGGAAAAAGGGGGAAAAAGAAGAAGAAGAAAAGAAAAAAGAAGAAAAAAAAUGAAGAACGAGGAGAGUGUUGAACGAGGUGAACGAUGGACGUUUCAUAGUUGGUUUAGUUGAUUUUCAAGAUAUCCGUCGAAGAGGAGAAGAUAAAUAGAUUUUAUAUAGAUUAGGAUAAUAAGAUAUUUUAUUUCGAUAAUGUCCGUAAGAACGAUGGACAAGGCAAGAAAAAAUAUAUAAAUAAAGAAAUAAUCUAAUGGCACGUCUUGCGAGUGAAUAUAAACAUAUUCAAAUAACAGUGUGAAUAAAUUUAUCGAGUAACGUCGAUCAAAAAAGAAAGAAAGAAAGAAAGAGAAAGAGAAAGAGAGAAAGAGAGAGAAGGAUGGAGGAUUAAGAGGAUCACGAAAUGCCGACGAUCGACAGGCUCGUAACGAGAAGAAACGCCAAUGAAGAACCGGAGGAACAUUCGACGACAGAUACGAACACGGGACAACCAACAAACGAUUUGAAUGUAUCCGAAUUGUUAAGACCCUGUGGUGAUGGUCGUGAAAAUGUUGGGGAACCUUGCCUCGAGGAAACUGGAAGAAAUGAUUCUUCGAGAGAGAAACGCAGUCUUCUUGGUAAUUUUCAAAGAAGAGCCUUCAACAGGAUCAGCUUCAGAGGAGAGUCCGGACCUCUUUUGACCAGAUAUCGUCAAACCAGAUUCAGUUCUAGAAGAGUACGUAAGAGAGUAGUGUUCAAGCAUGGAGAUUGCAACGUCGUUCAAGGAAACGUUGCUAAACGUCGUCGUCGUUAUUUGCAGGAUAUUUUCACCACUUUAGUCGACGCUCAAUGGCGCUGGACGCUUCUUGUUUUCUCGAUGAACUUUUUACUUUCUUGGCUCGGUUUUGCUCUGAUUUGGUGGUUGAUCGCUUAUAGCCACGGAGACCUUGAUCCACGUAAUUACAACUCGCCGAAUUUUACAUUUACUCCUUGCGUCCAAGAAAUACAUAGUUUCACCAGCUGUUUCCUCUUUUCCGUCGAGACACAGCACACGAUCGGAUAUGGCUCUAAACACACGACGGACGAAUGUCCAGAGGCGAUAUUCGUUAUGUGUAUACAAUCGAUGACAGGAGUGAUCUUACAAGCCUUUAUGGUCGGCAUAGUAUUCGCGAAGUUGUCUCGACCGAAGAAAAGAACGCAGACCCUCCUUUUCUCGAGGAACGCUGUAAUAUGUCAGAGGGACGGCCAAUCGUGUCUGAUGUUUCGCGUCGGGGACAUGAGAAAGAGUCAUAUCAUCGAGGCCCACGUCAGAGCACAAAUGAUCAAAAGAAAGGUGACGAGAGAGGGCGAGCUCCUACCGUUCUUCCAAACGGAAUUAAAAGUCGGCGGAGACGGGGAGGAGGACAAGAUAUUUUUUAUAUGGCCAACAACGAUAGUUCAUAAGAUUGAUGAACAUUCGCCACUUUAUCAUAUAUCCGCCAGCGAUAUGCUUCGAGAACGUUUCGAGAUUGUCGUUAUUUUAGAAGGUGUGAUCGAAUCGACCGGUAUGACGACGCAAGCUAGAAGCUCCUAUCUACCGUCGGAAAUUCUUUGGGGACAUCGUUUCGAGCACAUUAUCACAUUCCGUAAGGAAACCGGCGAAUACGAGGUCAAUUACAGUCUCUUUAAUAACACUUACGAGGUCGAUACUCCCCUCUGUUCUGCAGCCGAUCUCGAUCAUAUCAGAGCGAUGCAUCGAGCUAAAGGAGAACGCGUUAGUUCAGGUGCAUUUCCAUAUCACGACGUCUCGAGCAGUUCUCUGACUACAAGUUCCGGUUCGAGUUUGGCCUCUUCUCUCGGUGGUCUUCAUAUGCAUGCACCUCCGUUGACUCCACCGACUCCGAUUCCGGUUAUGAUCACCGGUCCUGACGGCACCUUGAGACGAGAGAGCGUAAACAGCGUGCAAGUUGAACCAAGACGGCCAAUAUUUUAUACUCCCGACGAGUCGAUCGAUAACGAGAUUGCUUGCGGAGCUACUCCCGUCAGUCCGGAAGAAUCAAGAGUGCAAGAGGAAUACAAUCGUGCCUUGGAGGAUAUCAAUGCGACGCUUAGAAAAAACAGAAAACAUAAUUGCAAGGAUGAGAAGAAGAUUCAUCGGGAAGGCUCGAAGAGUACUCUCGAUUCGAAGAAAAGCGACUCGAGAAUUAAUAUCGAAGGAAUGAAAAGAUCAACUUCACGUCCGACCAUCGAUCAAUGUCAAGCUCGCAAUAAAAAGUCAUCCUCGAAGUCGACUUUGGAUCCCAGACAUAGCAAAUUUAAGGGCUCGCAUGAGUCUCUUCGCGACGCUAUGCCGAGGAGAUUGAGUUUGUGCGACGGUCACAAGGCUAAAGACAUGCAAAAGAAGACGUCCUUUGUAUUGGGAAACGAAGAGGAAAUGAGAAGCGUAGAGAUAACUAUACCAACGAUAUCAACGUCGUUGGGAGUUCCUCAGCGAUUAGAGAUCGUCGUCGACUCACCGGAAUCAAAUCAUCGCUUGGAACGCGUGAAUGCGUGCGAAGACGUCUAAUUUACAGAGUCAAAGGACGAUAGGAUAAGCCAGCAAAGAGAAGAAGGACGUGGAAGCUGCCGAACGAGAAAGUAAACGCGAAACGAGUUGAAGCUAUGGCGGAUCACAAAACUAUAUCCUUAGCGAGUAACGAUCGCGACUCGACUAUGCGUGGUGAUUUCGAUGAGCGUUCAAGACGCAUUUCAUACUGAUGUUCAAAACAAAGGAAAUAAAAAGAAGGUAGUGAGAGAAGAA